GGGCCACGGAGCGAGGCCUGAGGGCGGGGACCUAGCGCACCGGGCAGUGGGCGGCGAGGCGCGGAGCCUGGCGGGGAGCUGAUCAUCCCUCGCCUCUUGAUCAGGCCCCACGUGCACUGGGGAGUGCAUGGUGGCCGGGGCGGCGGUACCCUGUGGAAAGAAAGUGCGAGGGGAAGGCAAAAAUGUGUGACAUUCACAGCUCGCGUUUAAAUACCAGGUCCUCUAUGGAGAGCUUUUCCCGUAUCGCUCCUUACAAUGUUCAGUGUGCGAGAGUUGGUUCUCGCCCUGGCUAAGAGCUAGGGGCUCGUGGGGUUUAUAGGGCUGUAGGAGUCAGGACGUUUAACGCCUACCCAGAAUUCAGUACUUCAUGCCGCUGCCGCUUGUCCCUAUUUCAUUAGAUUAGGAAAUCGGAAACUCAGAAAGGUUAAGUAGCCUGCACGCGGUCCCAGAGCCUGCCCAAGGUGUAGUUCAGUCUGACUCCAGAGCCAAAUUGUUAAGAGGAAGGAAAAUAUCUCAGGAAGCAGACUGUCAGGACAAAGAUGUCUGUGACUUAGGACUGGCUUUUUUUGUUUUUUCUCAGCUGCUUGUCUUUUGAGUCAGAGUUUAGAGGCUGAGUUUACACAUGUUUAGAUUUGGGCACAAGACUGAGAUGGAACCAACCACAGGUUGAGACUUCUCUCCCAGGUUAGGCAGCCAUCCAUUUCUAUUUCAGAAGUCAGUGCUUCUGGAAUCCAUGGGUAUAGGCAUAUAGAGAAAUAAAACAAGUUAUUUACACUCCCCAGAGUUAUCCUUGAGUAACUGUAAAAGAUAGUGGCACCUGUAUGAGUUAGGAAUGUUGUGUAGGGGGGUCCCAGAGCCUAGGACGCAAGGAACAGAGGAAAGGCCCAGGAAAUGUGGAAAUGGAAGAAUGGUUCUACUGGGUCAUUUGACAUCAAAGUGGCAGGCUCUGUGCUGAAUGCUAGGAUACAGAGUUGAACAGGACCUACGUGGAGCUUAAAGUUCAUCAUUUGGUGGGAGAAAAAAGUGCCGUUCCCAUGAGAGAUGCCUGGGCAGCAGAAUCCAGUUUCUUUCCAGCCACCACCUACCCCAUGGUUCGACCUAUCAGGUAUGCCGGCCAGGCGGAGAGCUGCCACUGUCCAAAUCAUAUUCUUCCGGAAACAGAAAAGGCUUUCUGUCUGGCUUGCUAGAUAAUAUCAAACAAGAAUUAGCCAAAAACAAAGAAAUGAAAGAAAGUAUAAAAAAAUUCCGAGACGAGGCCAGGAAGCUGGAAGAGUCAGAUGCACUCCAGGAAGCCAGAAGGAAAUACAAAAGCAUUGAGUCGGAAACCGUGCGGACCAGCGAAGUGAUACGGAAGAAGCUGGGGGAGUUCACGGGCACGAUGAAAGAGAGCCUUGAUGAAGUCAGUAAAAGCGAGCUUGCCCAGAAAAUCAAGGAGGGCGUGGAGGAGGCGGCCAAGACGGCCAAGCAGUCGGCCGAGUCGGUGUCCAAGGGCGGAGAGAAGCUGGGCAAAACUGCGGCCUUCAGAGCCCUUUCCCAGGGCGUGGAGUCCGUGAAGAAGGAGAUAGACCACAGCGUCCUGGGGCAGAUCGGGCCCUACCGCAGGCCCGAGCGGCUCCGGAAGAGGACGGAGUUUGCAGGGGAGAAAUUGAAGGAAGAGAAAGUGUUUGAGCCCAAUGAGGAGGCCCUGGGGGUCGUGCUACACAAGGACUCCAAGUGGUACCAGCAGUGGAAGGACUUCAAGGAAAACAACGUGGUGUUCAAUCGGUUCUUCGAGAUGAAGAUGAAGUAUGACGAGAGCGACAACGUGCUCAUCCGGGCAUCCCGGGCCCUGACAGAGAAGGUCACCGACUUGCUGGGGGGCCUGUUCUCCAAGACGGAGAUGUCGGAGGUGCUCACGGAGAUCCUCCGGGUGGACCCGGCCUUCGACAAGGACCAGUUUCUGCAGCAGUGCGAGAAUGACAUCAUCCCCAACAUCCUGGAGGCCAUGAUUUCAGGAGAACUUGACAUUCUCAAAGACUGGUGCUAUGAAGCUACGUACAGCCAGCUGGCCCACCCAAUCCAGCAGGCCAAGGCCCUGGGCCUGCAGUUCCACUCCCACAUCCUGGACAUCAACAACGUGGACCUGGCCAUGGGCAAGAUGAUGGAGCAGGGGCCCGUGCUAAUCAUCACCUUCCAGGCCCAGCUGGUCAUGGUGAUCAAGGACUCCAAAGGCCAGGUGGUCGAGGGCGACCCGGACAAGGUGCUGCGCAUGCUGUACGUGUGGGCACUCUGCCGUGACCAAGACGAGCUCAACCCCUACGCGGCCUGGCGGCUCCUGGACAUCUCCGCCUCCAGCACAGAGCAGAUCCUCUGAGCAUGGCCACCGCAGCCAGGGAGCCCCCGGGGCUGGGCCACCAGGCCUGGAUGCCCAGGGACACCUGCAGCAACUCCAGACCUCUGGAGACAAGACUGCAGGCCCUGUCCCCCAGCUCUGCCAGGACAACUACAAAACCAGCUGGCCAGGAAAGGGGCGGAGGGCUACCGAGGGUGCCCAGCGGCUGGACACACUGCACAGUGCCAGCUCCUGCACUGUCCCUCUGCCACCUCGGGGUGCACAGGCCACACAGUGCCAAGAGGCUCUGGGACCCAGGGGGCAGGGUGCUGGGCCCAGCCCUGCUCCGCACGGCUGGCCAUGCCAGCCAGGCCAUUUUAGGUCUUUUUUUUAUUUUAACAAUGCUCUCAUUUCCUGUACAUAGCCUGAGAUUUGGAAAUAAUAAAACACCAAAGUGCAGAAGAGCAACUUGA
Molecule: messenger RNA, 2784 nt
Organism: Microcebus murinus (gray mouse lemur)
Lineage: Eukaryota; Metazoa; Chordata; Mammalia; Primates; Cheirogaleidae
Source: RefSeq, a predicted model, not a curated record